Molecule: messenger RNA, 2799 nt
Organism: Didymodactylos carnosus
Lineage: Eukaryota; Metazoa; Rotifera; Eurotatoria; Philodinida; Philodinidae
Source: the annotation of a GenBank genome assembly
AUGGAUAUUCGAAAUUUCUUCAAUAAAAUCGGACAAACAACAUCAAAGCCAGGUACAAUAAAUGCGGUUACCGCUUCAAAUAGUCCAACUGGAAAAACUCGUCCAUUAAAACGUGCUGGUGACAAUGGGCAACAAGAUACAAAAAAGAAAUUUUUGCCAGUUGUUUCAAAUCGUUCACCUGAUAACGAUGUUGAAGAUUUUCAAAUAAAUACGUCAAAAACGAAAAAACAUCAAAUUUCACCGACCAAAUUACCCUCACGUGUAAACAAAUCAAGAAAAGUUUUAGAAUACGAUGAUGACGAAGAUAUCAAAGUUAGUACAAUAGCUUUUGAAAUAAAAAAAGACUUAACCGAUGAAAAUACUCCGAAAAGUCCAUCUGACAAUGACGUAGUUACGCCAAAAAGGACUUCAUCUUCUGUAUCUAAACAACCAACAACCCCUUUAUCAGCUAAACGGAGAAAAUCAACGCCACCUUCUACAACAAAAGCCAAGCGCCCUUCGCCUCCACCUGAAGAAAAAAAACGACGUGCUGAUCAAUAUAAAGCGUAUUUAAAUCGAUCAGGUCCGAAACAUUAUGGCGAAAAGGACAUACCAGAAGGUUCUGAAGGGUGUUUGGAAGGUUUAAUAUUUGUGAUCAGUGGUGUUUUGGAUUCAUUGGAACGGGAUGAAUGUAAAGAUCUAAUUAAAAAAUAUGGUGGUGAUGUCAAAGAAACGAUUACGAAAACAAAAACCAAUUAUUUAAUUCUUGGUGACCAGGGUGGCGAAUCAAAAAAGAAAAAAGCCGAAGACUAUAAAAUUAAAAUAAUAAAUGAAGAUGGUUUACUUGAAAUGAUUCGAACUCGACCAGGAAAACGUCUAAAACCGACCCAAUUAGCUUCGACAGCAUCAACUACUCAAUCAGCAUCGUCACAACCCAUCUCACCACCAGCUGCUACAAAAUCAUCUAGCUUCUAUUCGAAUAAAAUUUCACCAAAAACAACAAAUCGAAAUAAUAAAGGUUUUACUGAAACAUUUUCAGAUAUUCAAUCAUCAACACCGGAAGUAGUGAAUAAUAGUACCACUCAAAAACCAUCGACAUCAUCUGAGAACAAUGAUCUACUAUGGGCAGAUAAAUAUCGUCCAACACAAUUGAAACAAAUUAUUGGUCAACAAGGUGAGAAAUCAUGUGUAGAAAAAUUAAUGAGUUGGUUGAAAAAUUGGCACAAAUAUCAUGGAAAAAAUGCAGUAAAACAAGAUAAGAAAAAAACAUCAACAUGGAAUAAAAAUGAUGAUCCAGCGUUGUUCAAAGCUGCAUUGUUAAGCGGUCCACCAGGAAUCGGUAAAACAACUACUGCACAAUUAGUUUGUAAAGAAUUAAACCUGCCCUAUAUCGAACGUAAUGCAUCUGAUCAACGUUCGAAAAAGACAAUUCAACAAUAUGUUGCCGACAGUAUUAGCAAUACUCAUUUGUCAGCAACAGCACUUGUCGCAGAAAAACAUGUUCUAAUAAUGGAUGAAGUUGAUGGAUCAUCGGGAAAUGAAGAUCGAGGUGGUAUUCAAGAAUUGAUACAAUUGAUAAAACGUUCGCAAAUACCUAUUAUUUGCAUUUGUAAUGAUCGUCAAUCACAAAAAAUUCGCUCAUUGGCUAAUUAUUGUUAUGAUUUACGUUUUCAUAAACCAAAAUCAGAACAAAUUAAAGGUUGUAUAAAAUCAAUAUUAUUCAAAGAACACGUUGAGAUCAAAAGUGAAAUACUUGAUCAAAUUAUACUGUCAUGUAAUCAAGAUAUUCGACAAGUUAUUCAUAGUUGUAACCUAUGGUAUACAUCACAAACACCACUAAAAUAUCAGUCAUCAUCGUAUGAACAUAUUGAUAAAGGUGUAAAUACCAAUAUAUUCGAAUUAUGUCGAAAAUCAUUGUCAAAUGAAUCACGAAAUUUGUCAAUUUUUGAGAAAUCAGAUUUAUUUUUUGAUGAUUAUCGAUUAGUUCCAUUGUUUAUUCAAGAAAAUUAUCUUCGUGUAACACCUACAACAACGUCAAAAGAUUUGAAAAUGACAACAAAUCAUCGAUUAAAUCUAAUAUCGAAAGCAGCUGACAGUAUUUGUCUAGGAGAUUUAACCAGCAAAAUCGUUUAUUCAUCAAAUGAUUGGUCAUUAUUACCCUAUAUGGGCAUAUUUUCAACUGUUGCUCCAAGUUCACUUGUACGUGGUACAACUAGUCGUAUUGAAUUUCCAAAAUGGUUGGGUCAAUGUUCAAAAACGAAUAAAUGUGUUCGUUUAUUAACUGAAUUAGAAAAACAUACGUCAUUACAAAUAUCAACAGGAAAUAAAACAGAAUUUAAUCUUGAUUACAUGCAUUAUUUAUCAUCUGCACUUAUUACCCCGUUACAACAAGAAGGUAGCGAUGGUAUUGCAAAAUGUAUUGAAUUUAUGAAUGACUAUUAUUUGACACGUGAAGAUUUACAAACGAUAGUAGAAUUAACAUCAUGGAAUGAUGGUAAAAAAAGUGGUGAUAAAAAUUCAUAUGAACAAAUUGAUUCAAAAAUAAAAGCACAAUUAACGCGAACAUUUAAUAAACAAACUCAUAAAACACCUUAUCAAAUUAUUGAUCUUAAUAAAUUAAAGAAAACUAGACAACUAGAAAAUGAAGACGAAAUUGAUGUGGAAAAAUUGGAAAAUGGUGAAAUUGAAGAAGAUAGUAGUGAUGAUGCCGAACAAAAUACCGUUGAAGCAGAUGUAAUGAUUAAAAAGUCAACAAAAAAAGCAGUAGCUAGUGAACCAUCAUCAACAAAAGCUCCAGCUAAACGUGGACGUAAAAAGUAG